This is a messenger RNA of Daktulosphaira vitifoliae (grape phylloxera), 2162 nucleotides long. RefSeq lists its product as uncharacterized. The transcript is spliced from 14 exons. The coding region runs from base 204 to 2003 and encodes 599 amino acids. NCBI's taxonomy places the organism in Eukaryota, Metazoa, Arthropoda, Insecta, Hemiptera, Phylloxeridae. The record is from RefSeq and is a predicted model, not a curated record.
GUUCAAAAAAAAUGUAAUUCGACCGUCGUUAAUGGAUACUCCAACUAGAAAUUACAGUUGAUUUGUAAGAGAUUAAUCAUUAAAGUGACAUUCUGUUUAAAUAAUACUCUCAACGCAGAAAAUAUAUUUAUAAGAGAAUUAUAGUGAAAAUAUUUUCUUUUACGAAAUAUUGUGCUAGUGUUUCAUUCUGAUUUACUGAAAAUAUGAUGAAAAUAAUUCAUUCCGUUCGUUCAUCAGCUACACUGAAAUGUUUAUGGAUCAAUAGUAAGCCGACCAUUAUUAAGCUUCUUCACCUUCUAGAAUGCAUUCUUUAUGCUAUCCAAGUUGUUACAUGGUUUGCAUUAGACAACACAAAUAGGCUGAUUAAACAUCUAGACCGCCACGUUCAUUUUGAUAACAAUAUUACCUGCAUUGAAUAUGAAGUGGACACAGAUAUCGAAACAAUAGAAGAGUCCAAUGAACAUCAAAAUGCAAGAGAUCAAGAUGAGCAACAAAAUGCCAUAGCUCCGAUAAAUCAAGUUUUUGACGAUGUUGACAUUAAUAAUCCCAAUGAUUUACCUUUGAUUGAAUCGAAUGAUCAAAGUACUCUUUUUGUGCCCAAUAAAAAUGGUGAAAAACAAAAUGUCAUAGCUUCGGAAAAUGAAGUUUUUGGCGUUACUGACAUUAAUGAUGCCAGUAAUUUACAUAUGACUGUAUUGAAUAAUGAAAAUACUCAUUUUUUGGCCACUGAAAAUGACAAUGGUUUAUAUAAAAAUGAGUCACAAAAUGUCAUAGUUUCAGUACAUGACGAUGCUGACACUUCUGAUGCCAUUGAUUUACCUUUGACUUUGACGAAUAGUGAAAAUUCUCCUCUUGUGUCCACUGAAAAUGACAAUGGUUUAUAUAAAAAUGAGUCACAAAAUGUCAUAGUUUCAGUACAUGACGAUGCUGACACUUCUGAUGCCAUUGAUUUACCUUUGACUUUGACGAAUAGUGAAAAUUCUCCUCUUGUGUCCACUGAAAAUGACAAUGGUUUAUAUAAAAAUGAGUCACAAAAUGUCAUAGUUUCAGUACAUGACGAUGCUGACACUUCUGAUGCCAUUGAUUUACCUUUGACUUUGACGAAUAGUGAAAAUUCUCCUCUUGUGUCCACUGAAAAUGACAAUGGUUUAUAUAAAAAUGAGUCACAAAAUGUCAUAGUUUCAGUACAUGACGAUGCUGACACUUCUGAUGCCAUUGAUUUACCUUUGACUUUGACGAAUAGUGAAAAUUCUCCUCUUGUGUCCACUGAAAAUGACAAUGGUUUAUAUAAAAAUGAGUCACAAAAUGUCAUAGUUUCAGUACAUGACGAUGCUGACACUUCUGAUGCCAUUGAUUUACCUUUGACUUUGACGAAUAGUGAAAAUUCUCCUCUUGUGUCCACUGAAAAUGACAAUGGAACAAUAAAGCAAUGUCAGUUAACUCAGGUAAAAAAAGAUGAAAGACGGUUCAUGAUGAAAGAUAUGGCAAAGUUUCACUUGAAUGUAAACUAUGUAUAUCGUCUAAGAGUGUUGCACACUGCUAAAAACUAUAUCUUUUUGGCGAAAGUGAACGAAGAAAAUUCGAUUAGGGCACUUGAAAGACGCAUUAAUGUUUUUUACAGUUACUCUAAGGAAAAAACUUACACCCCCCAAUUGGAGGAGCUGUGCGUUAUUAAAUAUAACGACGGUAAUUGGUACAGAGGCAUCUGUAAGGCCAUCAAUGAAGAUGUAGAUGGAAAAAUGACAUUUUUUAUAUCACUGCUAGAUUGGGGUGAUUUCAUUUCUGUAAAUGUUAAUAACAUACGAAAAAUACAGCCAUUUUUUAUUCAACACGCACCAUUAGUAGUAAAAUGCGUUCUUAGAGAUUUGAAACUUUCACGUUUUUCAAAGAAAAUUUUAAGGAAACUGUCUAAUAAAGUCUUUAAUUGCAAUAUAUUCUCAAGAUUUGGUCCGACUUAUUAUGAAAUUAAAUCAGACCAGAUAUCUAGCUUAUUAAAAAAUUAAAAAUUAAUUUUAGUGUCAACCAGUUGGCAAUUUAACAUGAACAUAUUUAUCUUGCUAAUUUAUAAUUUACAAGUAGCUCGUUUUUAAAGAAAAUUUCUUAAUCCAUUAUUACAUGUUUAGUAAUGUACAAUUCAUUCCAAAACUUAUACAACAAUUAAU